GGUAAUUCCGAUCCUGCGAUUGUGUGGUAUUCAACUGUUCAUCAUUUAAAUGUUCACAAACAAUCAAAGGCAGGAAGAGCGCACGGGGAAGUAUGGAACUCCCAGAGUGCAAUACCUUCAGGAACUGGUGUCUCGGUUUCAAAAUGCAUCAGAUGAAGAGACAAAAGAGCAGAUAGUUGCUAAUUUGGCAAACUUUGCAUAUGAUCCAUACAAUUAUACUUUUUUGCGCCAGCUUAAUGUUAUAGAGCUUUUCCUCGAUUGUAUGACCGAGGAGCCUAACGAGAGGCUUGUGGAAUUUGGUGUUGGAGGAAUCUGCAAUUGCUGUGCAGAUCCAGCGAAUGCUGCACUUGUCACUCAGAGUGGUGGGAUCCCUCUUGUCAUACAAUGCCUAUCAAGCCCUGUUAGAAACACGGUGAAUUACAGUCUUGGGGCAUUGUAUUAUCUUUGCAAUGCAUCGAACAAGAAAGAAAUCUUGAAGCCGGAAGUAGUAGAUGUGAUCAAAAGGUAUGCUGCAGCUGGUGAAGUUAGUGUAAGUUUCAGUAAUCUGGCACAAGCGUUCUUGGAUAAGCACAUCUCAGACCUCAAGUAAGUUGUCACUGUCGAAUAUUUAUGUAUGCAGUUUGAAAAAGAACUUAUAAUUCUUUUGAUAAA
This is a messenger RNA of Ipomoea nil (Japanese morning glory), 651 nucleotides long. RefSeq names its product armadillo repeat-containing protein 7. The record is from RefSeq and is a predicted model, not a curated record. The transcript has 7 exons. Bases 50 to 589 code for a protein of 179 amino acids. Lineage: Eukaryota; Viridiplantae; Streptophyta; Magnoliopsida; Solanales; Convolvulaceae. Gene Ontology annotation, molecular function: protein binding.